Messenger RNA from Kwoniella shivajii, 213 nucleotides. Its product is annotated as protein translocase SEC61 complex gamma subunit, archaeal and eukaryotic. Gene Ontology annotation, molecular function: transmembrane protein transporter activity. Bases 1 to 213 code for a protein of 70 amino acids. Gene Ontology annotation, biological process: post-translational protein targeting to membrane, translocation; protein targeting. The transcript has 5 exons. NCBI's taxonomy places the organism in Eukaryota, Fungi, Basidiomycota, Tremellomycetes, Tremellales, Cryptococcaceae. The record is from RefSeq and is a predicted model, not a curated record. Gene Ontology annotation, cellular component: Ssh1 translocon complex; membrane.
AUGUCAGAGAAAUUCACAGAAUUCGCUGAAAUUCCUCAACAAUUCGUAAAGGAAGGUACACUGUUCGUUAACAGAUGUACUAAGCCAUCUAAAGAAGAAUACAUUCAACUUUGUCGAGCUGUAGCUAUCGGAUUCGUAGUGAUGGGAUUCAUAGGAUAUUUCGUUAAACUCAUUCAUAUCCCUAUCAAUAACAUCUUAGUGGGCGGAGCAUAA